This is a messenger RNA of Saxophila tyrrhenica, 1215 nucleotides long. RefSeq lists its product as uncharacterized. The transcript has a single exon. Gene Ontology annotation, molecular function: protein binding. The record is from RefSeq and is a predicted model, not a curated record. Lineage: Eukaryota; Fungi; Ascomycota; Dothideomycetes; Mycosphaerellales; Extremaceae. The coding region runs from base 1 to 1215 and encodes 404 amino acids.
AUGGCAGACCCGGCAGAAGAGAAUCAAGGCGCUACUGGCUUCUUGCAGAUGCCUGUGGAGAUCACAGAGCGGAUUGCGAAGUUCUGUGACAUCGGGGAUCUACUCACGCUUCGCCUCGUCAACCGAGAGGUAGAGUCGAAGAUUAUUCGUGCAUACACCGAAGCACACUUCGUCCAACCCGCGUUCUUGCUCAGUCAAGAGCGCAGUCUACAGGCGCUUCAGCAGAUAGUCGGACAUCCCCAAUUCGGAAAGGCCAUCAAGGGACUAUACUUCUCCACAGCUGAACUACCAGACUUCGAUGACUGGGAAAGAUACAAGAUGCCGAUCUCGAGUCAACUUAGCUUGAGUGAGCAGUACAAGUGCGACGCCAGAGAGCAGAUGUACCGCCUUCUUUAUGAGCGUCAAAAGGAAUUCUCGGGCAGCGACAGAGCCAUCGAUCUUCUCACAAGGAUAUUCUCGGUUCUGGUGAUGUCUCACGACGGUCAGCUGGGAUUCUUUGUGAUGAACACCACCAACUCGUUCUACUCAGUAUGCGAGAGUGCGAUCGAAGACGCAACAGGCGAAACACUGACUGAGACACUCCAUCCUGAGAAGCCACUGAAACCCAUCGUGCAAGCUCUUCACAGGAGCGGGCUGUCUAUCCAUACUCUCGGCGUUGAGUACAGAGACUGGGUGGGGUUUCUCCAGAGUCUUGCGUCUAGCGAAGCUCUCGACCAUGCCAAAGGCGUGUUUGCCAAUCUGAAACGUUUCGAGCUAGAAAGACUGCACGAGGACGGGGACGAGGAGAUGGUGUUCAUGCUCCGACGUACACCAGCCAGAGUAAAAGUGUUUGCUGCUGCACAGGCCCUUGAGAGAGCUGAGCUCUCUACUUCCUGGUCCCACUACGAGAGAGGACAGACUGGCGAAGCCUCGAAUAUCGCUGCAAUGUUCCCUGCUCCAGUAUACCCUGCAUUGAGCUAUUUACAACUCGUCGGCCUCGUGCUUUACUUCGAGGCGCUCGUCCACUUCAUCAGCCAGAACGAAACGCUACAAAACAUUGUGAUCCGAAGGUCACAUUUCCUUGACGAAUUCAACCAACAUCCACCCCCAAAUGAGAUCUCGCAGCAUGAUCAGGCUCUGGUGGCGUUGUUGCGGGAGACUGCUGGGCAACGAGACUAUCGAUUGAAUAAGUGCACUGUGCGGGAGUGGGAAGAGGACAUGACUUUGUGGACAUGA